Benincasa hispida (wax gourd) is the source of this 1943-nucleotide messenger RNA. The record is from RefSeq and is a predicted model, not a curated record. Lineage: Eukaryota; Viridiplantae; Streptophyta; Magnoliopsida; Cucurbitales; Cucurbitaceae.
UCUCUCUCUCUCUCUCCCUCCUCUAAAAAUGACCAAUCAAAAUCAGAUUUUUAGUUAUAAAUAGAUAGCUGAAAAACUCAAUACUUAAACAAAUUCUUUUCCAAUCCAAUGGCUUCCUUCUCUCUAUGUUUCAUCUCUUUCCUCUGUUUCUUGUUUGGCCAUGGAGUUCUUCAGCUUCAAGCUUCUCACCAUGUUUACAGAGCUCAAUUAUCUAACUCUCUUCCCCAUCAUUAUCAGCAACCUUAUAGAACUUCCUACCAUUUUCAACCUCCCAAGAAUUGGAUCAAUGAUCCAAAUGGUCCAAUGAUAUACAAAGGAAUUUAUCAUUUGUUUUACCAAUACAACCCAAAAGGAGCCGUGUGGGGCAACAUUGUGUGGGCCCACUCCACAUCAACGGACUUGAUCAACUGGGAACCUCACGAUCACGCUAUCUACCCAUCUCAGCCGUCCGAUAUUAACGGCUGCUGGUCGGGAUCCGCCACCAUCCUCCCCGGCGACAAACCGGCGAUUUUGUACACAGGAAUUAAUCCGAAAAACCAACAAGUUCAAAACUUGGCUGUUCCUAAGAAUCUCUCCGACCCAUAUCUAAGAGAAUGGGUGAAAUCCCCAAAAAACCCUCUCAUGGCCCCCACCCCACAAAACCACAUCAACUCCAGCUCCUUCCGGGACCCCACCACCGCCUGGCUCGGCCCCGACGGCGAAUGGCGAGUCAUCAUCGGGAGCAAAAUUAAUGCCCGUGGACUCGCCAUCAUGUACCAAAGCAAAGAUUUCGUUAAGUGGGAUCAGGUUGACCAUCCGCUUCAUUAUGCGGACGGAACAGGAAUGUGGGAGUGUCCGGAUUUCUUCCCGGUGGCGAAGACCGGUCGGAAAGGGGUUGACACGAGCGUGAGCGGAGGGCACGUGAAGCACGUGCUAAAGGUGAGCUUGGAUGAUACAAAGCAUGACCACUAUACAGUUGGAAACUAUGAUUUGGAGAAAGAUAUUUAUGUUCCAAACAAAGGAUCAAUUGAAGGUUACAUGGGAUUGAGAUAUGAUUAUGGGAAAUAUUAUGCUUCAAAAACUUUCUAUGACGGGCAAAAGAAAAGGAGAGUUUUGUGGGGUUGGGUGAACGAAUCAUCAAGUGUUGAAGAUGAUAUCAAGAAAGGAUGGUCUGGCAUCCAGGCAAUUCCAAGGACUAUUUGGUUGGAUGCUUCUGGGAAGCAACUAAUUCAAUGGCCAAUUGAGGAAAUACAAAAGCUUAGAAAGGACAAAGUUAAAUUGACAAACAAAGUAUUGAAGAAAGGAUCAUUGAUUGAAGUAAAAGGUGUAACAGCAGCACAGGCAGAUGUUGAGGUUUCAUUUAAAGUAAAAAACUUUAAGAAAGCUCAAAUAUUGAAACCUGAAUGGAAAGACCCACAAUUGCUUUGUAGCCAAAAGGGAGCAACUACAAAAGGUGGAGUUGGUUCAUUUGGGCUUCUAGUUUUGGCUUCAAAAGACUUGAAAGAGUACACUUCCAUCUCCUUUACGAUAUUCAAAAGACAAGGCAAAUACAUCGUACUUAUGUGUAGUGACCAAAGCAGGUCUUCGUUGAAUCCAAACAAUGACAAGACAACAUAUGGAGCAUUCUUAAAUGUGGACCCAGUUAGUGAAGAUCUUUCACUAAGAAGUUUGAUUGAUCACUCGGUUGUUGAGAGCUUUGGAUCUAAGGGGAAGGCUUGCAUUACAGCUAGAGUUUAUCCAACAUUAGCCAUUGGAGACAAUGUUGGUCUCUAUGUUUUCAACAAUGGAACAGAAAGUGUCACCAUCACAAAACUCGGUGCUUGGAGCUUGAAGAAAGCUCAAAUCAAUUAAAUACAAGACUAGUUUCAUAAGCCAUUGUUUACUUUUUUUCUGCAUUUUGAUAAAGCCAAUUGGCAAUUGAAUAAAAGAACCCUUUUACUUAUAAUCAUUUCUGUUGAAACUGU